UUCUGCCUGGCAAUCAUGAGCAAGCUGCUGUUGAGCGGACACGAGGUGGAUGAACUCACCAAGGAGGAGCAGAAGGCGAUUGGCUUCAAUAAUUUCGUACGCGGAAUAGUCCGCCUCAAGCCCGAGGGAUGGGUGUACCCCGGCACUUCGCCCACCUACCUUGACAGGAUAUACAAUAUGGAGUUCCGACCUGACGACGUCCUGAUCACAACCUUCCCCAAGUCCGGCACCACUUGGAUGCAGGAGAUCAUCUGGACGAUGGUGCACAACCCCAAACUGGACAACCCCAAGGCGCAAGAAUCACUGUGGCUGCGCUCGCCGGAUAUCAGCCUGGAUAUGAUGUUUGAUGCGAAAACAUUAGGCGGCAGGGCGCCGGAAUCUUACCAAAAAAAGUUUAGUGAACUGUGUCCGGGCAAGAACGAGAAGGAAGGUGUAAGCCUCCACCUGGCAGACGCAGAGCCUAGUCCCCGCAUCCUGAAGAGCCACUACCCGUUCACCCUCAUGCCAAAAGAUAUCCUCGACAGAGUAAAGGUUGUGUAUGUAGCUCGGAACCCCAAGGAUAUGGCUAUCUCGCUGUUCAACAACUUCAAAAUGUUCAAAGUAUUCGAGUUCGAGAGCGAAAAGGAGGAGUAUUUCAAAAACAUCAUGAACAACAAAACUAUGUAUUGCCCCUACUGGCCCCACGUGAAGGAGGCGUGGGGGAAGAGGCACCACCCUAACCUGCUUUUCCUCUUCUACGAGGAAAUGAAGGUCGACAUCAUGAAAGAGCUGGGAAGGAUCAACGUGUUCCUGGGAACAGGGCUGAGCCAGGAGUCCCUCGAGACUGUGGCGCAACACACCUCCUUCUCGGCCAUGAAGUCCCGAGGAGAGCCAGUCACAGACAAAGUGUUCAACAAGAAAGAUGACAACGAAGUCAGAUUCUUCCGAAAGGGCAUGACCGGUGACUGGAAGAACCACUUCUCGCCGGAGAUGCAGAAGGAGUUUGACCAAUGGAUUAAGGAAAACAUGGCCGGCAGCGACCUGAGCCUCAUCUGGGCCCUGGCGGAGUGAGCCUCGCCUCGAAGCGACGCCAACCACUCUUUCGCUCACUAGUGUGAA
Molecule: messenger RNA, 1098 nt
Organism: Eriocheir sinensis (Chinese mitten crab)
Lineage: Eukaryota; Metazoa; Arthropoda; Malacostraca; Decapoda; Varunidae
Product: sulfotransferase 1A1-like
Exons: 7
Coding region: 16-1050 (344 amino acids)
Biological process (GO): sulfation
Cellular component (GO): cytoplasm
Molecular function (GO): sulfotransferase activity
Source: RefSeq, a predicted model, not a curated record